CUUAUUACAGCAUUUAACAGUCCAGUCUCAUCCCUUCACUAAAUCUGGACUGUCUCACCCACCUAGUACAAGGUGGACUAAUCUCACCUUCCCACAGGGAGGAGGAGGAAGAGGAGAAAGGAGGAAGGAGGGGGCUUCGGCGCAGUGAUGAUGGUGAAGUCAAUAAAUAAGGAAAGCAGAGGCGAUCCAAGGCAGGGGAUGUUCCGCAUUUCAGGUCCCAACAUGUGUUUGUGUGUACAGUCUGUGCUUUACAGUGGUGGUCCUGUAGAGAGCGGUAGAUAGUUUUAAUAAGUGGUUACCCAGCCAGGCCGAGCUCCUAACUGUACAGUACAUCAGCGGAGGGAGGAGCGACCGUGUAGUAUUUCUUUUUUGCUUCUUUCCCUCCUGUCGUUGCAGUCCAUCCAAACGCUACUGGAAGGCAACAAAAAAAGGGGGAAACAAACUACUCGUUUCCACGCGAAAAGCUUUGCAGGAAGGAGGACGAGGCAGCCGUGUGUGUGUGGGGAGGGAGAUCAUUUUGGCAGUACGAGGCGCAGCAGCAGCUUAGUGGAGGACUGGGCUUCGGAGCGAGGGGGGACGUGUAGCCACUCAGCGCUGCCGCUACACUUGUGCACAAACCGGAGGAGCCCUGCUGACUUUCUCCCGCUUCAUUUCCGCCCAGUGCCCUAAUAUCCAACCCGAACUGGUGUCCAGACCGCGUGGGGGUAACCGACGAGUUCCCUGAGAGCUACGUGGGGAUGAAAGCUGGGAUGAAAUGUAAAGAAACAGUGCUGAAGUGAAGACAACUGACCACAAAGGGCGGAGACAAGGCGGACCACACAACGCAGGAGGCCUGAGGAAAUCAUUAACUGCACACAAACACAUACAAUAUGACUGAUUGGAUCCCACUCCACCCUCCUCAUCCCUGAGAUUGACGUCCACCUCCAGCCCCGGCCCCAGGGCCUGCCCUCCAACAUUUUCCAUAUUUCACAUUUUCACACCGAGCCACGCCGCACCGACCUCACCUCAACUCCCUCUGGAGACCCUCCCCGACCAUCCUCCCACAUACCCCCAGGGACGGGACCCCGUCAUGUUUCACUGACCGACCCCUCCUAACCGGCGAAUGACAAGUGUGCAUCCGAGGGUGGGGCUUGCCUCAGUCUCUCAUGAUUGGCUGCUGGAUGGAAUUAAGGUGAAUGGAACACGCGCCCAAGGAGCAGGACCCUAACCCAUCAGAGGGAGAAGAGAAACGGUGGCUCAAUGGCCCGAAAAGGAAGAGGAAGAACAGCCAAUGUUCGUUGAAGAGUAUGACUGCUCGUUGUCUGAGUGACAGCUCCAAAUCCCCCGAGCUGAAAGAGGCGAAUAAAGAAGGGUACAUCCCCAGCUACCUCGAAAAGGAUGAGCCAUGUGUGGUGUGUGGCGACAAGGCCACAGGUUACCACUACCGCUGCAUUACCUGCGAGGGCUGCAAGGGUUUCUUCCGUAGGACCAUUCAAAAGAACCUCCACCCCAGCUACUCCUGUAAGUACGAUGGCUGCUGCAUCAUCGACAAGAUCACCCGCAACCAGUGUCAGCUCUGCCGCUUCAAGAAGUGCAUCGCGGUGGGCAUGGCCAUGGACUUGGUGCUGGAUGACUCAAAGCGGGUGGCUAAACGGCGUCUGAUUGAAGAGAACAGGGAGCGGCGCAAGAAGGAGGAAAUGGUGAAAUCCCUCCAGAACCGUCCAGAGCCCACCGACAGCGAGUGGGAGGUGAUUCACCUGGUGACGGAGGCCCACCGACACACCAAUGCUCAGGGCGCACAGUGGAAACAGAAGCGUAAAUUCCUGCCAGAAAAAAUCGGCCAGUCCCCGGUUGCCCCGACGUCAGACGGAGACAAGGUGGACCUGGAGGCCUUCAGCGAGUUCACCAAGAUCAUCACUCCUGCCAUCACCCGUGUGGUCGACUUUGCCAAAAAACUGCCCAUGUUCUCUGAGCUACCUUGUGAAGACCAGAUCAUCCUGUUGAAGGGCUGCUGCAUGGAGAUCAUGUCGCUGCGAGCUGCCAUGCGCUACGACCCAGAAAGUGAGACGCUGACGCUGGGAGGGGAGAUGGCCGUGAAGCGUGAGCAGCUGAAGAACGGCGGGCUGGGCGUGGUGUCGGACGCCAUCUUCGACCUGGGCAAGAGCCUGGCGCAGUUUAACCUGGACGACACGGAGGUGGCGCUGUUGCAGGCCGUGCUGCUCAUGAGCUCAGAUCGUUCUGGCCUGACCUGCAUGGAGAAGAUCGAGAAGUGCCAGGAGACCUACCUGCUGGCGUUCGAGCACUACAUCAACUACCGCAAGCACAACAUUCCUCACUUCUGGCCGAAGCUCCUGAUGAAGGUGACGGACCUGCGGAUGAUCGGGGCGUGCCACGCCAGCCGCUUCCUUCACAUGAAGGUGGAGUGUCCCAACGAACUCUUCCCCCCGCUCUUCCUGGAGGUCUUCGAGGACCAGGAGGUGUGAAAAACACAGUUGCCACCAAGCAAAGGGAAGAGGAAGUUGGGGCUAACUGGGAGAUGGGAAGGGCCAUCAUUUUUAUAGGGGAAGGAUGGAGGGAGAGUCCUCUCGUCAGGAAUCUGCAUUUCUCCAACAUCGCAUUUACAGUACGUGGUUUAAAAACUGGAACCAACAAUAACAGAAACAACACACCAGCAACAGGAGAGUCAAGCAAACAGAGGAUUUUGUUUUUUGAGCACCCUCUCCUCCACCUCUUUCUCCUCCUUUUACUUACCCCUGUUUUAAAAUCCGUGUGGGGGCCCUUCUGUCUGAGCAUGAUGUCUUAUCUAGUAAGAGUUGUAGCCAUUUGCCAAGACACGAACACCGACACACACAACGCGCACGCACGCACACACACACACACACACACACACACACAUAUACACACACACACAGACACACAGACACACACAGCCUGUUCCACCUCAGUUCUUCAGAGCAGCGCUCUUUGCAGGGGUCCGUUCCCCCUGUCUGGUUCUCUCUCUUUUUUUUUAAGCGGUCACAGAUUUACACACCUUUUGAAGCCCAUGUUUCCAGCUUCCCUGCUGGCCAGCACCUCUCAGUAUUAUUUCUGAAUAAGUGUUAAGGCAGUAAUUCAGAAAACAUGGACAUCAGUGUCACAUUAUAGCUCACGGUCAUGCAGGCACAACGCAAUCAGCAAAAACACUGCACAUUGAAAAUUUCAGCAGACGCCUUCAACCGUAACUUUGGUGUAUAAUGGCUGCAGUAAAGCAGAGCUACCAGACCUAGUCUUUUAUCAAUUCCUCAACUCAAUCUGAGCCGUUACAGCUGUUUUUGGAGCUUCUUCUUAGAUCCCAGUGAAACCGGUGCUAUAUUUAUAUAAGGCUAUUCCAGUUUUAUGAAAUUGUGUUGUCUACCUUUGAAAAAAAUGUGCAGACCAUGGCUCCAUAUCUACCUUCAGUUUUGUCAUUGGACCGGCUCCUGUGACAUACACACACACACACAUACACACACACACUGACACACACGCACACACAUAUAUGAGCAGACUUGCCUUGUCAUUGCCCGUGCUGCUUGUGCCAGCAGCCUGCCGUCGUAUUAAUGACAAUUAAGCCCUCCUCUCUCCAAGGAGUUACUGCAGUGAAAGAAAGAAAGAAAGAAAGAAAGAAGGGAGGGAGGGAGGGGAGGGAGGAGAUGAGAUAGAGCGAGGAAGCAAGAUUUAAUAGCUGGACUGUAGAGUCAGAGCCAGGGUCAAAAUUAAAUCUCCCACAUGCAGCCUCUAAGGAGGUUUUCAAUAGCAGCAACCACCAGCGAGACAGCAAAGCUCAUCUUACACACACACACAUACGCAAACACACACUCUCACAUAGACAUAAACACAAACAUGAAAACACACAACAUCACCUCAGAGUAACGUGAAUGCCUCAUUUUACUGUAUGCACUGCACAGCAGUGUCAAUAUACAGCCCUAACCUGCAGGGUUUGUACAGAGUCCUCUCCUCACGGACUCAACUCAGUGUGGCCCCUCCAGGCUUCCAUACACAUUUGCCUUUUUUUACCAUGGGCGUCACUGAGAGCAGGCAAAUGCCAAGAAGGCUACCAUUUACCUCAAAGUGGAUACACCCCCAGGCUGGGGCAGCAAUACUGCCCCCGUGGUGUCAGGCACUACCUCACCUCUGUGGACACGGGGCAGCUGCCCACAGCCUACACACACACACACACACACACACACACACACACACACACAUACACCAUUCAAGUUGGCGCACGUGUAGGUUAACACACACCUGUGCAUAAUAUUUACUUAGGUGCACACUUGGAAAGACAAAACACUCACGUCAUACACACACACAACACACACAUACACACACACACACCCUCAGUGCUAUCACUUGGUUGAAAUGAAAUACCAUUGAAGACAGGAGGGCCAGCCAUCCCCUCGGAGGGUUAAACCCACUCCAGGGAAUGGUACCCAUUACAUUCGGGUUAUCUCUUUUUGUUAUAUGGGACCAAGUGUCGUCUUUUGAAAUUUGGAUUUAUCUGUUUCUGUCAAAACAGAAACCGACUCACAGAAGCGGCGAAGGACAGUGUAGAUGUGCAGCCCAGCUGACACCCAUCCACGCGAGUAGCGAGAGGAUAGCUGACAGAGAGUACCUGAAAACCCCUCGGUGGCCACGCCCGUUGAAUUAGCAUGCAGAGAAAGGGCCGUUUCCGUCUGCAUCAUGGCGAUCUUCCGCAGUACGCUCAUGAUGGCUGUCAUUGGAUCUUGAUAAAUACUUUCACAGUAAUAAGCUUUCUUUCAUGCAUUGACGGUGCAUCAGACGUAAAAAAAAAGUAGAAUGUUCUCAACCGAAAUUAAGCUUCUCAAGAGGCGACUCUAAAGCUCUUUCAGUCUCGUGCACUUUACCAAUGCUCACCACUAUAACGGUAAUAUGUCACGGCAAACAUCCAUGGCAGGUAUCAUAGUGUGCUAGCCAAACAACCAUUCAAGAAUGUUGAUUUGAUUAAAAAAAGCCCGCUCUGUUCAUUCCAAUUCUGGGGCCAAGCCAAAUCUAACUGGGUUCACCACUCUUACGAGAAGAGAAUGAAAGAAAAGAGAGACUAAGAAAAUCUAUUUUAUAUUCAAUGCCAAGCAGUAGUUGAUACUGGGCACUUGUACAGGAUGGGUAGUCUGCACCCCUCAGAAGUACCUAAGCAGAGUAACAUGUGGCAGGGAUCAUGGGCAGUCGUCACGGAUGGCCAAGCCGCAGUGCUCCGACGUUGGAGCAAUGCUGAGAGGAGAGAGGAACUGGAACGCCACCUUUGGGCACAAUGGUGGAGUCUGGUCUGACUCCAAGAAGAACCCCCCUUUCAAAAGAUCAUCACCGCCGCUUUUCAGAGACCCAUCCCCUGCCCAGCCUUACCCCUACUCUAGCCCAUGACAAUGCCCUUUUCUCCGGAGCCUAGCUCAGACUAAAUUGCACCCCACCACCAUUAACACAGCCCCCACCCAGCCUGGCUGGUGGGAGUUUUUGCACUACUGCAGCGGUCCUCCUUUCAGCCCCUGACUCAUCAAAGUUUAACCAACACCUGUGGUUGGAUUACCCGUUAGUCUCCCUCACCAAAACUCAUCUCAAACGGGGUGAGUUUUGAUGGGGAGACUAAACUGGGGUGAGUUUUGGUGGGGCGGCUCCAAAGCAGCAGUUUUGGAGUUUAGGCUGCUCUGUGUAACAGAGGCUGGCAGUCGCAGUGGGCUCAGUCCCAAACCUGACCCGUUGUCAGUAUUAGACCAACAGCACAUGACCCUCACUUGUUAACCAACCUGACCAGGGAUGGAGAGAGAUCCCUGCGUAGGAGGGCUGUGUAGCACUUACUCAUUCUCCCUGUAGUACUCCAUUUUCCCAUCAUCCUCCCUCUAGAGUCAGCCCAGUGACAUUUCAAAUUCAGAGCCCUCCCUUCCAUCGUCAUCUUCUCUCCCCCUCUCCUCUUCCCUAAGCACCCUAGCUAUCGCACCCACUCGCCGCAGAGUGGGGAUGCCCCCAGUUUGGCCCAGAAUCAUUGACACCAAACGGGAUCCAGGCCUCUACCUUGUGAGACAAGGCUGGCCAUAACUGCCCUUUAGAGUGGCGCCACCGAAUGAAUGUGAACGGCAAAGCAGCAGCGACGGGAACGAGAGACUUGAGCGCGAGAUUGUGAGGAUGUGAGAGAAGAAGAAGAAAAAAGCGCGGGACAGGAAACAUAAAAAGCCGAGGGCCCCAACCCUCACUGCCAUCAUUGACGUGGGUGCAAGAGGGUGAUGUGGCAGGUUGUAGAGACGAUGUUAACAAACACUCGGAGGAAGGGGAGACGGCGGUGCAGGAAUACGUACAGUCUCCCCCUUCAGCUCCCACAACAACCGCAUAUGAGCCCCUGCUCCCAUGCCAGCUGACAACCCCAAAUGUCCCCCUCAGCUCCCUCCAGAAGGAUAACCUCCAACUCUCAUGCAGUGAGGAUCAGGAAGAGAUCCCUCACUCCGGAGAGGCAGGUUUGGAAUUCCAACACGUCUUUGUAAAAGAACUGAAAAAGAGAAAAAAAAAACCUAUCGAUGUCCUUUGUUCUCGUGAGCUGACUGGGUAUGUGUGUGUGACAGUAGGGGUUAUAAUGCUGCUUUACCUUCUGAGUCUGAUUUAGAUUAAGAAAAAAAAGAUAUAUGAAAUGAUUAUAAAUCCACAAAACAAAAAUUUAAAGAGAUGACUUUAAAAAAAGACUCCUGAACAAAAAUUAUUGGAGAUUUUUUCAUUUUAUCAUUGUUUUCUUAUUUUUCUGUUUGUUUUUUGACGCUUAAAACUGCUCUGUGUAAAAAAAAAGGAAAAAAAAACAGCUGUAGUCACUUUUUGACCAUGCGUGCAGUGUAACAUAGAAACUAUUUCACUUCUUUUUCACAUCUAUACUUUGUGUUGAUAAGCCAACUGAUCUGUUUGUCUGUGUAUCUGUCCAAGUUGUCCGUCCCCUUUUAUCAGGAGGAAUUUACAACCAACAAAACAGGAAUUUCUUUUUUUUUUAUAUAUAUAUAUAUAUAUAAAUAUAUUUUGUUUUUGUUUUUUUUUUUUUAUGAAAUACAACUUUGGAAAAAAAAAACACAAACAGGAAAAAUAAUGCAACAGAAACUGAAAAUACAAAAAAAAAAAAAUGAAACAAUCUUGUCAUACCUCACACAACACAAAACUCAAAGGAACUUGGGAGGAGUCAUAUUUUGCAGGCACAUGUGAAAGUUCAGAGAUGCAUAUAUAGAUUUAAAAAAGUGUAUAUGUUCAGAUAAUAUGUGCUUGUGUGUACGCAUCAGUAGAAGUUACAAAAGGACUCUUCCCUCAAGCUUUUGUGCUCUCUCUUAUUUGGUUGUGAGACGUUAGAGAUCAUCUGCUAAUGUGAGCAUUUCUCCAACUUAAAGGCACAGUCUAAAGACAGCAAACUUAAAAUGUGAAUGGCCCAGAGACUGAGGGAUUAUGACUUUUGUAAUGGCUGAGAGUUUUAUGGUAUUGAAUGUAGCUGACAGGAGGGGGCUGGACCUGAGCCCGGCACCCACAACCCAACUUCCACACACCAGCAGAAAAGAUAGUGGUGUCACACAGACGUUACAAAACAAAACAACAAAACUGAGAAUAUAUAUUGCCCGUCUGCAAGGUGCAAUACUAUGUUAUGUAUUUUUGUAUGUUUUCUGUUUUGAUUUUAUUUUCGUUUCAUUUACAUUUUAUUUUGGCCAUAACCAAGGAUGUAAAUACAAAAACAUACAACACUCAAGAUUUAUUGCAGCAAAUUUAACCUCUCCAUCCCGCUCUCAUGUAAGAGGAAAAACAAAAAAAAAAAGCAAAGUAAUGUGUAAUGCUUCAUACAUGUGUAUGUGUGCACUCUCUCACAUGUGCAUGCUGACCCAUAUUCAGAAGUGCCCUGUGACGUUAAUCAUGAACCCUGUGCCUCCUGUUGUUUGCAAAGAGAUAGAGUCGUACCCCUCAUAUUCUCACGACAUGACACGCUACACAUGAAUGCCUAGAGUUGUGUGUGUGUUCACAUAUGGAAUCAGUUCUUCCCAACUUGUUGAUGCGUGUGUUGCCAGCAGCCACAGUGGCGAAAGGUUAGCAGAGGCAGGGAGGUGGUUUUGUGGGAGUAAAGUGGGAGGUGGGAGGCAUGAGUAGAAUGUAAGCAAGGUAGUAUUUGGCGUGAAUGUCAGCUAACGUGGCUGCAACAGCACCCGCAUCAAAGUUGGGAAAGGCCAAAUGGAUUUGUCCGCCUCCCCAUCGUCCCCCAGAGGCCGGCCUAAAAACCUUGACAGCUCAGUUUUUGAUGCAUGGUAGACAUGAAACUGGACGAGGGGCCCCAUUUACACUUCAAGUGUCUUGUAUCUAGAAGAAAAGCUCCAGAUUUAAAGGGACAGUUCACCCAAAAAUCAAAAAUACAUAUUUUUCUUCUUACCUGUUAUGCUGUUUAUCUAGAUAGUUUUGGUGUGAGUUGCAUCUACACUACAAUGCACAGAGCCAACCGUAAACAGGCACAAGGCCAUGUGUCGCAAAUUGCAGUUAAAACCCCAAUUGAGAAGCAUAAUCCGCAAGUGCUGCACACAUGCUUAAAUAAUGUGAUUAAAACCUUAAUAAUCUCAGCAUAUCCCACAAGUCUUAAUCAGAAAAUUCCCUCUUUUUUUAUUUUUUUAUUUUUUAUUUUUUUGGAAUAUGGUAGGGCUGGGAUUUCCAUUCACACAGUCGUGACUUCAUUCGAUUUCCGAUUGGAUCCAAUUGGAGAUAUUUCAGUUACAAUACCAAUUUUUGCUGCAAUGCAAAAGAGAUUCUCAGAGAGCUAGUACUGUAAAUUUUACAAGGAAUUAAAUGUUCCCAGAGCAGCAGCAGUCAAGUUAAAACAGCAAAGUCACAAUAUAAACUUAAUAUCGGACUGGAAACAAAAUAAAGAUGUCAGUAAAAUAAAUGAUAUUCCUGACAUCACAAUACUGAGUCAAGUUUAGAAAGAAUAAACAACACAGACGUCAGUCAGUAUCUGUCCUCCUGCUCCUCCCUCUGCUGCUGAGGAGAGUCACCACCUGAGGUCACAUGACAUGUGACCUAACUGAGCUAAACUGUCAGGCGUAAAUAGUUGUUGCUUAUAGUAAAAGAUAAAAACCGGAAUUUAUGAAUCGUUAUGGGUCAUUCAAAUGAAGACCUUGUACAGACCUUGUGAGCAGCUUCAUGUAGGAACUGUUUUCUAUCUACCACCCUACACCGAGGGUAAAUGGUAUAUGACGGUAUUUGUGUGCGGUGUUAUCUAAAUACAACUCUCUAAAACCGUCUUGGUAAGUCUUGUUAAUCAUCUAGUUCCAACAGUCACCAACUCUGGUUUGGUUGAAAUGAUGCUUUAAUUCACUGAAGCAGAUGUGCGAUUUCUCUUUGGUGUUGCAAGCCGGCUGUUUACAGUCCUAUAGCAUUAUUCCCACUACUCGCAGUUGCCAUAUUUGUCAGCUCAGCUGCCUGUUGCACCAGUAGAGACUGACCUCUGGUGGCACAGGAUGUGCACUACAUACAAUACAUCCUAAGUACAGCGAGGUGAGCUGACGGUAUUGAAAAAUACAGACCAAGCCUAGCGCCAACCGUAUCACUGCGAAGAGAGGACGAGAGGCUUGUGCUCAUGACUGCGUGAGAUGUAAACAUUAAUGGCAUCCUCUUCGGCUGAGCUGUAACUUUAGCUAGCUCAGUGGUGCUAGGUGAGCUAACAGUAGAUGCACUCUUCCCUCUGCGCAGUGAUAUGGUUGGCGGGUGUAGUCCGGUUGAAAGAAAAUAGUUCCUACAUGAAACUGCUCACAACAAGGUCUGUGGAUUAUCUUGAGUAACCAGGUCAUGAUUUCUGGAAAGAGACAUUGAUGUUGAGUGUUUCAGUGUGUUUUUUGGCACUUUGAGCACCACAAGCUGAGUGCCAUCUAGUGGCAACACUCAGCAGCUCCCACCAAAAUAAUCUACACUCAUAAACAGCACUGCAGGUAAGAGGUAAAAUAUGUAUUUAUGAUUUUAAGGUGAACUGUCUCUUUAAGACGCUUUUAUUUACACUAAGCCUCUUACAUUUGCAUCUCUAUUGGCAGAAUCAUGUCUUUGUUUUUGCUGGCUACAUGCAAAUUAGAGAGAGUCCCACUCCAGUCAAGAGAGUGGUGGGAUUUACCUGAAGAUUUUUGGCAACACCCAAAAGCCACUACUUCCAUAGAGAUCUUACUGGCGUGGUUACACUUAGGAAGAGUGAAAAUUACGGAUGCAUUUACACCUUGUCAACAUCUGGCUAGAAUGCAUCUGAAACCGUCUUCUGAGAUUUGAGCAAUCGAAUUUCAAUCCAUGUUGAAUGCCUCUUGACUUUUUUGAGAUCCAGCUGCCAUCCAAUCAGCCUGAGACACAUGAAGUGAAGUGUAAAUGGAGUCUUAGAUGAUGACAGAUUGAACCAAAUACCAUAUUUGGUGCUCAGCUCUGACUGGUUAAAGCUGAAAGUAAUUUUGGUCUAUGAUUACACCCUUAGCUCAAGCAAAUUGCGCUUGGCAGACCACAACAAGCAAAGUGAAGGUUUCAAGGCUGGCUCUGCAGUGGCUUCCAAGCCCAUCCCUCCAUAGAUACUCUGAUCCUGGAUUAUUCUCACAUGUUGACACAUUGGACAAGGGUGGAGAUUGUCUGUGAUGUUUUUUGGUUUCAUGGUUGUGUUUGGUCCCCCCCUAUGCCAAAUGUAGAGUUUGUGAAGACAUGCAAGUAGCAAGAUGUCUAUGCAAUUUCCCUCCUGCUCCCUCCGAAAGAAAGACAAGCUCAACGUAACAACAACGAGCCAGUCUCGCUUGUGAAAUCAAAUUCGGCCUGGCUUGUAUUCCAGAGGUUCUUUGCGUGACCUAAAGAUCCUUGCUACUUUGUGUGGGCGAGGGUCAGGACUGCCUGGGUGAGCUGGCCUUCAGCCCAGCUCAAUGGCUGGUCCUCAGGGCCAGUAACUCUACACGGUAGUCCGGGUCUCAUUGAACAAGUAGGAGGGGUACUGGGGAUGUUGUGGAGAAUAAGGAUUCUACGAGAUGUGCUGUUUUUUUGUAAACUGCUCAGAAAGUGGUGUGUGUGUAUGUGUGUGUGUGUGUUGUUUGGAAGUUUGUCUACUUGACGCGAUGCUCUCAUCGUUCGGCGGGUCGAUCAUUAAGGCCUAGAAUUCCAAGAUUUAGACAAGCCCCCUGAAGGCAACCCCACUGCAAUAUAUGUGAAGCUUUAAUUUUUCUCUCCUGCGACUAACUUAAUGUAAUGUUAGAGUAUUCUGGGUGGUGGAUGUCUAUCAGUGGGAUGUAUGCAGCAUAAACAUGUUAACUCAACCCAUCACCUCUGACUGGACUUGUUUCAGAAUCACCUAUCUUCUAAAUAAAUUUACAUCAUCCCACUGAUAGGAACAUCUACAACCUGCUGACUAUCAGUUUAACGUGAGCACUUAACUAUAAAAUGCACUUUGAACGGCCCAAACCAAGCCACGAGGACGUGGACGAAUCUUUGGUAAUAUUUGUGAUGAAAUAGACAACAUAAAUUGCACCCAAGCCAAAUGCCUUUUGCACCAUUAAAUGUUUUUUUUAAAUUAGUUUAACCCCCGAAAACAAACAGCCUUUAGGCUAAGACACUUAAUGACUAAUUAUAAAGUUUACAAUUAUAGUGCAAUAAUAAGUGAGUGAGUGAACCUUUUGGCGUAUUUCUCGUCUCGGCCGAUCUUUUUUAUACAUUUGUGGGAAACUAAUCUCACAGUUGCUUUUAAAACGCGCACCCACCCGUGAGAGCAUCAGCUUAGACCCACUCCACACACACGCACACGCAUGCACACACACAAACACAGACCACUUUUUGUGACUGGGUAAAGGAAGCUAUUGAAGGAUUCUCUCAGGUAAAAGAACAUUUUCUAAUAAAUGAUGAUGAACCUUAGAUGAAAACCCAUUGUUAGCUCAUCUUUUUUUGUCCUCUGAAUUUAGUCAGCAAUGUGCCCUUAUUUUCUGUUUGGUGUUUGAUCCUUGACCAGAGUCCGAUUGAAAAGGUGUAAACGUCCAGGCUUCAAGGAUUUGGAUCCUGAGUCUACUUCAAAUACAAAGAGUUAUGCCCUCACUGCUUUCUUAGCCCCAAAAUGAAAACACAUUUCUUCACGUGUGGAGGUGGGAGAGUGUUGUGUCUGUCUGCUGGUUCUGUUUGUGAGUUCUGUUUGUUUUGGUUCAGUGCUGCGCUGUAUGGAAGCCCAUUCCCGCCAGGAAAAGAAAAGUCAGUGUUAUUUAUAUCACCAGAUAUCACAAAUUUUCCACAAGGGGCUUUAAAAUCUGUACAGCAUAUAAAACCAGCUGUCCGUAGACUCUCAAUUCAGAUAAGGGAAAAACAUUUACCAAUAAAAACAAAUGGAGGAAAGCUCAGGAAGAGCAGUCAAGGAGGGAACCCUCUCCCAGGACGGACAGAAAUAUUACAUCAUGGGUUAUCAGGGUGACAAAAUUAUAGAUAUAUUGUAAAAAUAUGGAUCAGGGACGACGUACAGCAACUUCCAGGUGCUGCCAAUCAGUCAGGACCUGAACCACAUGACCUCCUCUCCACCAUGGAGAUCUGGAAAGAGGACAGACUGCACAGACACCAAGAGACAAAGCUCAAGUAAACCAUUUACACAGACACAGGAAAGGAAACAAACAGAGAGAGAGACAAGGACGUCGUGCACACAAGACAGAGUCAAGAGAAGGGCUUAAUCUCCUGGAGGACGAAGAUGCAAAUCCAAACAUCUGGAAUGAUGCACCGGCAGCCAAGAGAGACAGAGAGUUCCAGGGACGUCCAGCACAGAGAAGCCUGAGUGAAAGAGAGGACAAGGAGAGAAACUAGAGAAAGAGGCACAUAGCUUGACGCUCCUGUGCUUGUGGGGCACAAACGAUCGGAGGGUUAGAGAUGCAAUGGUUCUUAAAAUGUCUACAGUACAGGACAAACACAGACUAUACAUCAAAUGUUGGUUACAUAUCCAGUUGGCUAAGAGAUUUGCUUCACUCACCAGCCAAAAAAUAAUAGCAAUCUAUUAAAUGGCCGGUGAAAUUUGAACAGUCACUUGCCGUUUGGCCGGUGGACGAAAGAGUUUUCAGCCGUAAAGACUGAGUAGCUAACAGCAGCUGCAUUUGAGUAAGUUUGGCUACAAGCGGAGAAAGCUAGGAUUUUGUUUAUUAUUAAUGAUUAAGUGGGAAAUAUUCUGCAUUAGCAGCAGACUGGCCGACUGAAUCCAGUAGACUGGAAAGUGCCAGACUGGGACAAUUGUCAACAGCUCCUGUCGCUGCAAUGGAAAGAGCCAGAACCACAGGAAAUCGCUCGCCAAGUGCAGUUAAGGUUGACAGACCAUUGUGGUGAGUGGUAAAUACAUCACCGACACCACAGCAACGGGUUGGUGUCGCUUUAGAUUUAAUAUGAAAGUGACCUGACACCAGGGAUGUGACAGAAGAGACAGUCAAAGCAGAAACCACAAGUCUAGAGCCAAUAAGGCUUCACUUUGAGGAUCUAAAGCUGCGUUUCAUUUACCUCAGAAGUCAUAACUUGGAAUGGCGUCACACCCGAGUUGACAGCGUUCCAGUACAACAAGUUGGAAAACCAAGAUGUUGUUAGCAAUACCAGUUCAAACCAGGUUAGCCAUUGUUAGCAAUACCAGUUGAUAACUGUAUUUUGCGCAUUUAUACACCAUAGCAACACGUCCACAGAUAGACGCUGGACAGUACGACUGUUUUAAUGAGACACAAAUAAGAUAGAGGUGCUAAUGAACAGUUUAUUACCGCAGCUUUCACGACUGUUGAUGCGCAGAGCAGCCAUUUUGGAUUUCUAGGACGGGGUUUAUGAGGUUCUUCCAACUUAGCAAGUCAGAAAUCCGACUUCAGGGGGCGUUCCUGUUGAAAUUCCUAAAUGGGAACUUCGAAAUUCUGACUUCAGUGUUAAUGGAACGCAGCAUAUUUAGGUAAAUAUUGAAAUCGCCAAUAAUUAAAAUCUGAUCAGAAUGAGUGACAAGUUCUGACCUAAGUUCUCCAUAUUCGUUUAAAAAUUUGGAAUAAGGUCCAGGUCAAGUUGGACUGAUCAGAGUCUGUUGCCUCGGACUGAUGGUAAACAGUGGAGAGCGAUGCUAAGAUCUGACGCUACUGGUAAUGGAGUCCCCUGUUACUAGCAUGAAGACUUUCAAACAAACGGGGCUAGCGAAAGUCAAAAACCUGUUUUCACUCGGGAGAGCUGAUUGCACACCGGACUACACAAUCAGCUUGCUUCUGCGAUCCCUCCAUGCUGCCAAACAAGGAUAAACUCUGUUUCAUCUGCAGACAAGGCUACGCUAAUGCUAAUUCACUAACCUGCUAUCAAGCCUGUGGCCGAAGCUCGUUGGAGCGCCCGUUACAUCUAAGGUAAUGUUAGCAUACCAGUUAACACAAACCACCGUAACACAGUUAGUGAGGUUGUGUUAGCUGUGGCUGACUAGAGGCUAACUUAGGCGAAACUAGGCUAAUGGGGAAAAAUGCAAAGAAUAAUAGCCAUAAAUGAAAAUAGGGGAACAAAAGGAAGUUGAAAUUUUGACUUAAUAUUCCACAAACUUAAUAGUAUUUAUUACUACCUUAAAUUUAUUAAUGCUAGCUCACAUUUUUUUGUUUAAAAAAUAAAAAAAAAUGGUGUAUCGCUAAAUCAGAAAUUUAAAUUUCAUAAUUUUGAUUUAGAAAGUCAAAUUUUUGACUUACAAUGUCAUAAUUUUGACUUGAUGUGUACAUUAGUUCAAUUCAAUUCAUUUAAUUGUUAGUAUGAUAAAAUCUUAAUUUAAAAAGUUUUGGGUUUUUUUUUAAUU
Epinephelus fuscoguttatus (brown-marbled grouper) is the source of this 14749-nucleotide messenger RNA. It is a transcript of the gene thrab, whose product is annotated as thyroid hormone receptor alpha b. NCBI's taxonomy places the organism in Eukaryota, Metazoa, Chordata, Actinopteri, Perciformes, Serranidae. The transcript is spliced from 12 exons. Gene Ontology annotation, molecular function: zinc ion binding; nuclear receptor activity; RNA polymerase II cis-regulatory region sequence-specific DNA binding. The coding region runs from base 1176 to 2462 and encodes 428 amino acids. The record is from RefSeq and is a predicted model, not a curated record. Gene Ontology annotation, biological process: positive regulation of transcription by RNA polymerase II; cell differentiation; thyroid hormone receptor signaling pathway.